GCUGAUCCGAAUAGAAAAACACAAACGCCAUCUUUAACCGACAAACUCCCACCGAGGCAGAGUGUUUGUGAACCGAAUUGAGGUCAGACGCCCCGAAACCCCGCAGAAGGCCCGCGGACAGCCUCGCUUGGACAGCCCGCAGUGAGUGUUUGCUGACUCCCGGUCACUCGGCGCCGUCGUAUGGUCCAAUGUGCUUGAUCGGCCGGCCAGCUCGAACGCAGUUUUCCUCUUGUGUCGGUCCCGGUUGAGUUACCGCCUCUAAAUAAAUAAACAGACCACGGUGGAGCUGAAAGCCAGGAUGAAACGAAGUCUCCAGGAGAACGAGCGGGAGGACGGAGGAGGCCCCAGCCCCGGGUCUCAGAAAACUUACAAAUGGACGAGCAAGCAGAGGAGAGAGGAGGAAGAGGAGGAGGAGGAGGAGGGCAGCUGGGAGCGUUUGCCCCAGGAGAUCCUGCUGCACAUUUUCCAGUACCUACCUCUGCUGGACAGGGCUUUUGCUUCACAGGUUUGCCGAGGAUGGAACCAGGCCUUCCACAUGCCAGAGCUGUGGCGCUGCUUCGAGUUCGAGUUGAACCAGCCAGCCAGCUCCUACCUGAAGGCCACGCACCCAGACCUCAUCAAACAGAUCAUCAAAAAGCACUCCAACCACCUUCAGUACGUCAGCUUCAAGGUGGACAGCAGCAGGGAGUCGGCAGAGGCGGCGUGUGACAUCCUCUCGCAGCUCGUGAACUGUUCUCUGAAAACUCUGGGRCUCAUCUCCACGGCCAGACCCAGCUUCAUGGAGAUGCCCAAGUCGCACUUCAUCUCUGCUCUGACGGUGGUUUUUGUCAACUCCAAGUCCCUGUCCUCCCUGAAGAUCGAUGACACCCCAGUGGACGACCCCUCCCUCAAAGUCCUGGUGGCGAACAACAGCGACACGCUCAAGCUGCUGAAAAUGAGCAGCUGCCCUCACGUCUCACCUGCAGGCAUCAUGUGCGUCGCCGAUCAGUGCCACGGCCUGAGGGAACUGGCCCUCAACUACCACCUGCUGAGCGACGAGCUCCUCAUCGCGCUCUCCUCGGAGAGGCACGUCCACCUGGAGCACCUGCGCAUCGACGUGGUGAGCGAGAACCCCGGCCAGCAGUUCCACACCAUCAAGAAGAGCAGCUGGGACGCCAUGGUCCGCCACUCCCCCAAGUUCAGCCUGGUCAUGUACUUCUUCCUCUACGAGGAGGAGUUCGACCCGUUCUUCCGCGACGAGAUCCCCGUCACGCACCUGUACUUCGGCCGCUCCGUCAGCAAGGACGUGCUGGGCCGCGUGGGGCUGCACUGCCCGCGCCUGGUGGAGCUGGUGGUGUGCGCCAACGGGCUGCGGCCGCUGGACGAGGAGCUCAUCCGCAUCGCCCAGCGCUGCACGCAGCUGUCCGCCAUCGGCCUGGGCGAGUGCGAGGUGUCCUGCAGCGCCUUCGUGGAGUUCGUGAAGAUGUGCGGCGGCCGGCUGACGCAGCUGUCCAUCAUGGAGGAGGUGCUGGUCCCAGAUCACCGCUACGAGCUGGACGACAUCCACUGGGAGGUGUCCAAGCAUCUGGGGCGCGUCUGGUUCCCGGACAUGAUGCCCACGUGGUGAAGCUGUGUGUGUGUGUGUGUGUGUGUGUGUGUGUGUAAUAGGAUUUCAAACCAAUGAAACUGCGCUCAAAUAUAAACUAGAGUUGGGCAAUAUUGGCAAAAAAAA
Messenger RNA from Austrofundulus limnaeus, 1711 nucleotides. RefSeq names its product F-box/LRR-repeat protein 3. Gene Ontology annotation, cellular component: mitochondrion. The record is from RefSeq and is a predicted model, not a curated record. NCBI's taxonomy places the organism in Eukaryota, Metazoa, Chordata, Actinopteri, Cyprinodontiformes, Rivulidae. Gene Ontology annotation, molecular function: protein binding. The transcript has 6 exons. Bases 299 to 1606 code for a protein of 435 amino acids.